Molecule: messenger RNA, 5039 nt
Organism: Suncus etruscus (white-toothed pygmy shrew)
Lineage: Eukaryota; Metazoa; Chordata; Mammalia; Eulipotyphla; Soricidae
Gene: CRACD
Product: capping protein inhibiting regulator of actin dynamics
Exons: 11
Coding region: 406-4515 (1369 amino acids)
Biological process (GO): maintenance of gastrointestinal epithelium; negative regulation of barbed-end actin filament capping
Source: RefSeq, a predicted model, not a curated record
GCGGCGGCGGGCAGAGCCAGGGAGGCCGCGGCCCGCAAGAGUGAGACGCGCGCGGGUGCGUGGCUGGAGCUGCUGCGGAGGUGCCGCGUCCGCCUGGGACCUCGGUUCACGAAAGCAGUGACUCCCAGGUUUUCUUGACAAUGUGUCCUGUUUUCUGACAUUGAACACUGAAGUUGAUUUCUCUUCACAAGAAGACAAUCUCACACGAGUGGUUGUCAAGACAAGAAGAAGGGAGGCAAAUUCCAGCCCUUCAAGAAGUUGUUCGGGAAAAGAAGAAAGAAGGACUCGUCCUCAGCUCGGGAGGUAUCUACGGGGAGGAGUCGCCUCCCCCCAUGUGUCAGCAAUGGGACCAUCUCCUCAGAUGAGGAAACUCUGGAGGACAAUCUAAGGUCCUUCACCUAUUCUAUGGGAACUCGGGCAUUCUCUCAUGACAGUAUUUUUAUCCCUGAUGGGGGAGCAGAAAGUGAGCAAACAGUUCAAGCAAUGUCACAGGAGAACAUCCUGGGCAAAGUCAAAACUCUUCAGCGACAGUUGGGCAAGAACAUCAAGUUUGGGCAGCCACCACCCCAGGCUGUUUCCAUGAAGAAGGCAGACAGUGGAGAGGCGACCAUAGACGAAGACCUGUUCAGUCCCAUGGAAAUUGUGACCCAUCAGGACGUCAUCCUCUCCGACCCUGAAAACCAGCCUACUGAUACUUCUGGCUUUCUGAAUCCUCCGAAUCAGCCAGCAGUCAGAAGUGAGAUGGAAGAGAAGGCCACUCCAGUGAAACCAUCUCGGCCCAAAAGGCACUUCUCUUCUGCUGGCACCAUUGAAAGUGUCAACCUAGAUGCCAUUCCCCGCGCCAUAGCACGUUUGGACAAUAGUGCCGCCAGACACAAAUUGUCUGUGAAGCCAAAAAACCAGAGGGUGUCUAGGAGGCACCGGCGAAUCACCGGGGACCCGCUUGGAGAACACAGUGGCCUUCUAUACCCGCUGUCCCUGGACCAGAAUGGACAUGCAGGAGAAGACAAGCUAGCCUGGCAUGAAGAGGAGCCAGAGCCGCUGGAUUCUGAGGACAAAAGACACAAUGAGGAAUAUUGGCGGGAACUGGAAGCCAAAUGCAAACGGCAGAAGGCUGAAGCUGCCGAGAAGAGACGUCUUGAAGAGCAGAGGCUCCAGGCCCUAGAACAGAGGCUGUGGGAGGAGAACAGGCGGCAAGAACUCCUGGAGGAGGGAAGGGAGAUCAUACCUGAGGACGAUGAGCAGGAGUCACCUUUGGAGGAGAUUCUGAGAGGGGAAGGGCCUGGUGGUCCAGGCCAAGAAAGGAAGGAGCAUCAGGAAGACAGGCUCCUGGAGGAGAAGCAUGUGAAAGAGAGAAGCCAACAGCAGCCAGUGCUGGAGGCACAGAGCAGACAGGAGACUGAGAAGCAGAGGCAGGAAGAGGAGGAGAGAGAGUUGCAUGAGUUCAGGAGACUGGAGGAGAGAAAGAGGGAGGAUGAAAAGCAUCAGCUGGAAGAGAAGAGGAGGCAAAUGGAGGAAGAGAGGAUGAAGGAACUCAGGAGACAAGAGGAGGAAGAGAGGAGGAAGGAACUCAGGAGACAAGAGGAGGAGAGAAUGAGGGAGCUCAGGAAACAGGAAGAGGAAGAGAGAAUCAAGGAGCUCAGGAGACAGGAAGAGGAAGAGAGAAUGAAGGAGCUCAGGAGACAGGAGGAGAGAAUGAAAGAACUCAAGAGGCAGGAAGAGGAGGAGAAGAUGAAGGAGCUCAAGAGGCAAGAAGAGGAAGCGAGGAUAAAAGAACUCAGGAGGCAGGAAGAGGACAAGAUGAAGGAACUCAGGAGACAAGAGGAGGAGAAGAUGAAAGAACUCAAGAGGCAAGAGGAGGAGGAGGAAAAGAAGUUGAAGGAGCUCAGGAGGCAAGAGGAGGAAGAGAGAAUGAAGGAGCUCAAGAGACAGGAGGAGGAAGAGAGAAUGAAGGAGCUCAGGAGACAGGAGGAGGAGGAGAAGAUGAAAGAACUCAAGAGGCAGGAGGAGGAAGAGAAGAUGAAGGAGCUCAAGAGGCAGGAGGAGGAGAAGGUGAAGGAGCUCAGGAGACGGGAGGAGGAAGAGGCACAAAAGAGAAGGGAAAUGCUGAGGAAGCAGGCAGAAAUGGAGACCCAGAGGCGACAGGAAGCAGAAAAGAAAGUUCUGGAAGCAGAGAGACCCCUGGAGCUGGCCAACCGAAAGGGCCAGAGGAGGGCACUUCAGAAGGCCUUUGCAGAGAAAACCGAUGGCACCCCACAGCCUGAGCUGCAAGAAGAUGCCGAGGAAGUCAGCAGCGGGGAGAAGCCCCUGGAAGUGCCACAGGGGGACAAACAACAGGGAAAGCGAGAAGGAACCAAGGUCCAAUGUCCCCAGAAAGUGGAGGCUCCAGAGGAACAGACAUUGGCUCCAGUCGACAGGAGGGGAGAGGAACUCAGGUGGCGGGAGGUAGACGAGAGGCAGAGCAUGCCCAGGUCCUACACUUUCCAGGUGGCAUCUGGGGGCAAACACAUCCUCUUCCCUAAAGUCAAUCUGAGCCCCGUGACACCCCUGAAAGAGACAGGACUGGCCUCGGCCCCACCCCAGGAGCCAAAGGCCCUCAAAGCCAGCCCAGCACCCCACAGCCUGCCCUCAGCCCUGAGCGUCCCCCAUACGGCCAUCCUGGUCACAGGCGCUCAGCUCUGCGGCCCAGCUGUCAACCUGAGUCAGAUCAAGGACACGGCUUGCAGGUCCCUCCUGGGCUUGUCCGAAGAAAAGAAGCAGGUGGAGGUCCCUCCUGAGCAGCCAGCCCGGGCCCCGGGGGAUCCCCGGGUGAGUAGUGGGAGAUCCAGGCCACCCCAUGAGCCACCCAGCAGUGAGACUGCAGCACUGGCGGAGUGGGUUUCCAUUCGUUCCAGAAUCCUGAAGAAUGCUGAGAGUGACAAGGAGCCGACAGGGCCAGAGGGUGGAGGUGAGGAGCAAAGUCCUGGGGUACGGAGUGAUCCCUCCCGCAACAGCGACGUCCGGAAGGCCCCGUCCAUUGGUGCAAAGUUCUCCAUUAAGCCUGCAUGGCAGAAGUUCUCGGAUGGUGGCAUAGAAAGUCCCCGGCAGACCAUGGAUGGAGAGAGCAGCAGAAAGCGGGCUGCCCCAACAUAUGGUGAGGGGGCAGCCCACCAGCUCUCUGCUGCUGAUGCCCAGGAGCCUGCAAAGGCCUCAGAGAAACCAGGGGCUCCACGGGAGCCAGCAGAUACCACAGAGGGGUGCAAAUUUGCCAAAGAUCUGCCAUCUUUCCUUGUCCCAGGCCUGCCUUCCCCACCACUGCAAACGAUGCACAAAGCCACGGCCCAGGUUGAGUCCAUGAGCUCAACCGACCAUGAAAUCCACGGUGGCCGAAAGUCAGACCCUACUGUGGCCAGUGGGGAGGAAAAGGCUUCACCAUUCGGGAUCAAACUGAGAAGGACCAACUACUCCUUGCGCUUCCACUCUGACCAGCAGGCAGAGCAGAAGAAGAAGAAGAGGCACAGUAGCACAGGAGAAGGUGGUGGGACCACUGGUGGUGGAGAGAAAGAGACAGCACCCCAACCUGGCCCUGCCCUCCUGCCCCAGGACCCCAAGCCAGCCCCGUCCUCCUCUGCUGAAAGUGGUUCCGGCCACUCUGCCCCUGCAACCCAGCUCGGACCCCCACCAGCCAACAGUCACAUCCAGACUCCCGAGCACAAGGCCACCCACAAAAUGCCAAUGGCUCAGAAGCCAGCCCUGGCGCCCAAGCCCACCAGCCAGACCCCACCUCCCUCCCCGCUCUCCAAAUUGAGCAGACCCUACUUAGUAGAGCUGUUGUCCCGACGUCCAGGGAAGCCCGAUGCAGAGCCCAGCGAGCUAAGCAAGGAACCAGCAACCAGGGCCCCCCAGCCACCCUCUCCACUGCCGCAGCCACAGGAGGAGGAGCAGCUGGGCCCUGAGAGGAAACCCAGCUGGUCAUCGCUUCCUGCCAGCCUAGGAGAGAAGCUGUCACAAAGCCCCGAGACUGAGAGAAGAGAGAAGCCAGUGCUUCAGAGCAGACACUCUUUAGAUGGCUCCAAACUUGCAGAGAAGGGAGAACCAGCGCAGCCACUAUGGAUCACAUUGGCUCUGCGGAAACAGAAGGGCUUCCGGGAGCAGCAGGCCACCAGAGAGGAGAGGAAGCAAGCACGGGAGGCCAAACAGGCGGAAAAAUUCUCCAAAGACAGCGUGAGCAUCAGCAGAACUGGGUCCCUGCACAAGCCUGCCAUUCAACAUGAAGCACAGAAACCUGAGGAGCAGAAACCCGACAGCGCAGUGUCCAGGCUGGAGCGCAGAGAACACCUGAAGAAAGCCAACACCCUUCCCACAUCUGUGACAGUUGAGAUCUCCGAUUCGGCUGCCCCAGCACCACUGGUGAAAGAAGUGACCAAGAGGCUUUCCAGCCCAGAUGCGGCCCCUGUAUCCACAGAACCCGCCUGGCUGGCACUGGCCAAAAGGAAAGCCAAGGCCUGGAGCGACUGCCCACAGAUUAUUAAGUAGAGUGACUCUUGCCCAUUCCUGGCUCCUCUCCUGCCCUUUUUAUUUAUUUAUUUUUUAUAUAAGGUAUAAAUCCAGCUAGGGAAAAGCAGCAUGUUUUAUAGGCUCUAAAAUAAUGUUUAGAAACUGAACUGGUGUUGUUCCUUGUAAAGAGUGGAUUUGCACAACCCUAGGUCCUGGUGCCUUGAGCUCCUCCUAGUUUAAUCUUCCAUCCAUCCAAGGGAUCAUGAAGCAGACUCUCCAGACUGAGAAAGAGAGCCUGCCUACCCGCUCCAUGGCCCUUCCUCACACAGUCUCACAAACAUCAUUUGGAACACCAAUUUUUGCCAAUUCUUAUAUCAGUUUUAGAUUCUGGACUCCAGUUUCUUGAUUCCCAGAUGUUGCCCUUACCCCAGCGUUGGCAUUUUCCUGCUGUACUGGUGAAACAAUCAAAUAUGAAAACAAUGUGCCCUUCUCCAGAAUGCAAUGAAUUGCAUGGAAGCCUCUGACUCUGUGUCCAAGUUCCAUAAAAUUUUCCUAGCCUGUAA